AUGGCCGCGCCGAACUCGCUUCAGACGCCGCUGCUCGAGCAUGUCGAAGCGCCGACUGCCGAGCUGAACGUGCCAGCGCAGGAGCCCGCGCCCGCAGACGUAGACGCGGAGGCCGCGUGCGAGCAGGAGCGCGAUGAGCGCGCGCAUGCGGCCAUGUAUGCGCGUUUCACAGAGCCCCAGAAGCGACUUAUACUGGCGCUCGUGUCGUUUGCGGGACUCACGCAGAUGUUUGUUACGGGAAGCUUCAUUACGAGUAUACCAGCCGUCGCGCGUGAGUUCGAGUCCACUCCCGCUCUGAUUAAUCUAGCAGUGAGCGCGUCGAUUAUAACGGGCGCCUUCGGCAUGCUUGUCUUCUCGACCUAUAGCGCCUGGUAUGGCCGCCGACCGAUCUUCCUGACGAUGCUGCCUAUCCUGAUCCUGGGCUCGAUCGGAACCGCCGCCGCACAUUCUGUACCGUCAUUGGUGGCGUGGCGCAUUGUGCAAGCGUUCGGCGCAUCGGGUGGCUUCUCCGUCGGUGCAGGAGUCAUUGCGGAUGUCUUCCCGCUCGAACAGCGUGGUCGAGCGACCGGCAUAUUUUUCUCCUUCGCCUUCCUUGGACCCGCCCUCGCACCCUUCGUCGGUGGCGCCGUCGCGCACUACGCAUCAUGGCGCAUCAUGCAACUCUCUAUCGGCGCCGCUAGCCUCAUUGCUCUCAUCCUCUUCGCCAUCUUCUUCCCCGAAACGAGCCAGCCUCACUCGCGUGGGAUCGACAAGUUGCGCGCGGAGGGACACGGUUCCUCUGAGCGGUCGCCGCUACUGGGAGAUUGUACUGAGGACGAGGAUGGGCAGGAGAAGGAGAAGUUCAAGUGGGUGUGGCUGAACCCGUUCGGGUUCUUGGGCCUCUUGAGGGGUCCGAACGUGAUGGCUGUGGUGAUAUGCGCGACGGUCAUACUCAUGGCCGAGCACCUGCUGUUGAACCCGCUUGCGUAUACUUUGGGCGCGCGAUACGGGAUCUCCAACGAAGGCCUCAUCGGUUUAUGCUUCCUCCCCUCCGGCGUCGGCAACAUCAUCGGAGCACCUAUCGCCGGUCGACUGUCCGACAUAAUCAUCAUCCGCGCCCGUGCAAAACGUGGGACGUGGGUCCCCGAAGACCGCCUGCGUGCGAGCGUGCCUGGCGUAGCAGCGCUCGUGCCCAUAUCCCUCCUCGGAUUCGGGUUGACAAUCAGGUUCAUACCCGGAACAGCCGGUCUGGUUGUCUGUCUGGUGCUGCUCUUCAUCCACGGAGUAGGCAUCGACUACUCACUCACGCCAAUGUCCGCCUACCUCGUCGACAUCCUACACUCCCAAAGCGCGCAGAUCACAGCCGCGUCCGCAUGUGUCAGGCAGUUGAUCAUCGGCGUCGCGACGUCGGCGUUUAUACCCGCCAUCGAGCGUAUCGGGGUGUGGUGGACGAAUGCGAUUGUUGCAGGGCUUAUUUGGUGCUCUCUUGUGCUGUAUCUCGCGACGAUCCGGUUUGGAGAUCGGAUGAGGGCGUGGGUCGAUGUUGGGUACUCGACUGCGGCGAACAACUAG
Peniophora sp. CBMAI 1063 is the source of this 1551-nucleotide messenger RNA. Lineage: Eukaryota; Fungi; Basidiomycota; Agaricomycetes; Russulales; Peniophoraceae. The record is from the annotation of a GenBank genome assembly.